Messenger RNA from Bradysia coprophila, 2107 nucleotides. RefSeq names its product Chitin and LDLR binding deacetylase 3 (gene ChLD3). The record is from RefSeq and is a predicted model, not a curated record. Gene Ontology annotation, molecular function: hydrolase activity, acting on carbon-nitrogen (but not peptide) bonds; chitin binding; protein binding. Lineage: Eukaryota; Metazoa; Arthropoda; Insecta; Diptera; Sciaridae. Gene Ontology annotation, biological process: carbohydrate metabolic process. Gene Ontology annotation, cellular component: extracellular region.
AAUGCGGUUUCGUUUUGUCUCUUUUAUCCGAGCCACACAGAGAGUUAGAAAUAUAGAAAAAAAAAUGUUUUUGCUUUUUGCAAAAUUGUCAACAUAAUGUGGUAUAUCAGGUAAUGUUUCCACUAAACAGAUUUCAGUUGCGAUGAUGUUGUCGAGUGAUUAAGAUAAAUUUAUCGAUUGGAGUGAAAAGUUUUUGAUUUCAAAUUAAAAUCUAGCUGGUUAAGAUAAAAGCAAAACGGUGGCAUAUAUACGCGAAGAGACAAACAAAAUUAAACCGAACUAAUGCAGUGAUACCGUGCGCGAUAUACAAAUAUUUUGUUUGAGAAAUUGUGUUAAGAUAUCCACAAGACUUGAUAUAUUAGCAGCUGGUUGUUGAUGAAUACAAUGACGGAGUACAAAAUAACUGGUGGAUUAAAACUGUUUGUUUAUUAUGUCUUUGUCGGCAGUGUUGUGAUCUUGACAAAUUUCACUUUAACUGUCGACUGUGAAAAUUUGGUAAAACGAAGCUUAAAGGAUAGUGUCAAAUGUUUGGAAGGUGCAAAAUUCUAUCGCAAUCCAGACCGACCGACCAACAAAAUCUGGACAAAUUCCGAAUGCUCAAAGUACUAUCUGUGCUUGGAUGGCGAAGUAUUCGAGUUUAAGUGUUCCGUUGGAUUACUGUUCGAUGUGUCUCGACAAAUAUGUGAUUUCAAGCAGAAUGUUGAUAAUUGUGAUGUCACGGCUGAGGAACGAGUUCCAAAACCACUGCUAGAAUCAGCCCAAUGUGCCGAAAGUAGUCAACUUGGAUGUGGUGACGGUACGUGCCUGCCAAACGAAUACUUCUGUGAUGGUUCUGUAGACUGUCCGGAUGGUUCGGAUGAAGGUUGGUGUGACGUUGAUAACGAUCCGAAUGCUGCUGAGGGCUGCGAUAUGUCACUGUGUACUCUGCCUGAAUGUUUCUGCUCGAAAGACGGAACGUUGAUACCGGGACGCCUUGAACCGAGCCAAGUUCCACAGAUGAUUCUGCUGACAUUUGAUGAUGCAAUCAAUUUCGAGAAUUGGGAUCUGUACACGACGAAGGUCUUUACGCCGAACAGAAAGAAUCCGAACGGAUGUCCCAUCAAAGCCACAUUUUAUGUAUCACAUCAGUAUACCAACUAUGCUCAAGUGCAGAAGAUGUGGAACGACGGCCAUGAAAUCGCGAUCCAUUCAAUAACCCAUCGAGGACCGGAAGAGUGGUGGUCUAAAAACGCUACUAUCGAAGACUGGUUCGACGAAAUGGUUGGCCAGGCAAAUAUAAUUAACAAAUUCGGAAACGUUCGUAUGGAAGACCUGCGUGGUAUGCGGGUUCCAUUUUUACGGGUCGGUUGGAAUCGUCAAUUCCUGAUGAUGAAAGAAUUCGGAUUUGUGUAUGAUUCCUCGAUGGUGGCUCCGUUCUCCAAUCCUCCGUUGUGGCCGUAUACGCUAGACUACAAGAUGCCGCACACAUGCACUGGAAAUAAUCAAAACUGUCCGUCUCGAAGCUAUCCGGGCAUAUGGGAAAUGGUGAUGAACCAGCUCGAAGCGGGCGAAUAUAAUUGUGGAAUGGUGGACAGUUGUCCGCCACAUUUGAACGGCGAAGAUGUGUACAGAAUGUUAACUCACAAUUUCAAACGGCAUUACCUGACGAAUCGAGCUCCAUUCGGCUUGUUCUUCCACUCGACGUGGUUUAAAAAGCAGGAGUACAUGGACGCUUUCACGCGAUUCAUGGACGAUAUGGGCAAACUGCCCGAUGUUUACUUUGUGACCAAAUACCAGGCGAUCCAGUGGAUCCGGAAUCCGACGACAAGCAAUCAAAUGAAUCAAUUCGAGCCGUGGAAUUGCAAAGGAAAGUCGUUGGAAGCGAACGAAUUGGCGUGUAAUCUACCAAACACAUGUAAACUGCACAGUAGAGUGUUGCAACAAGAUCGCUACUUGUACACCUGCAACGAAUGUCCGGCUCAGUAUCCAUGGAUACGAAAUGAAUUCGGUUUAGAUUAGCUGUACAAUUAGAUAGUUAGAAUGGGACGCUGCUGUAGUUGCUGAGGCCGUUUAAAGUGCUGAUUGAUAUGACUGUUGUUAUGUUUUUAAUAAAAUUGAGUUUGAAGAA